Molecule: messenger RNA, 6191 nt
Organism: Lemur catta (Ring-tailed lemur)
Lineage: Eukaryota; Metazoa; Chordata; Mammalia; Primates; Lemuridae
Gene: SLC9A8
Product: solute carrier family 9 member A8
Exons: 16
Coding region: 184-1929 (581 amino acids)
Biological process (GO): proton transmembrane transport; sodium ion transport; regulation of pH
Cellular component (GO): Golgi apparatus; membrane
Molecular function (GO): sodium:proton antiporter activity
Source: RefSeq, a predicted model, not a curated record
CGCCUCCUCCCACCCUCGGGCCACUGAGACGAAGAGACAGAGGGCCGCCCUCUCGCGGCCGAGGCCCCGCCCCCCACGCGCCCAGCCGCCCGCGCACCCCGCCCCUCCAGCGGAAGCCGGAAGCAAGAGCGGGCCCUGCUAGUCCCGCGGCUCCGAACUCGGUGGUCUUGGAGGCUCCGCAGGAUGGGGGAGAAGAUGGCGGAAGAGGAUAGGUUCCCCAAUACAACUCAUGAGGGUUUCAACGUCACCCUCCACACCACCCUGGUUGUCACGACGAAGCUGGUGCUGCCGACCCCUGCCAAGCCCAUCCUCCCCGUGCAGACGGGGGAGCAGGCGCAGCAAGAGGAGCAGUCAAGCGGCAUGACCAUCUUCUUCAGCCUCCUCGUCCUGGCUAUCUGCAUCAUAUUGGUGCAUUUACUGAUCCGAUACAGAUUACAUUUCUUGCCAGAGAGCGUUGCUGUUGUUUCUUUAGGUAUUCUCAUGGGAGCAGUUAUAAAAAUUAUAGAGUUUAAAAAGCUGGCAAAUUGGAAGGAAGAAGAAAUGUUUCGUCCAAAUAUGUUUUUCCUGCUCCUGUUGCCACCCAUUAUCUUUGAGUCCGGAUAUUCCUUACACAAGGGUAACUUCUUUCAAAAUAUUGGCUCAAUCACCCUGUUUGCUGUUUUUGGUACCGCGAUCUCUGCUUUUGUAGUAGGUGGAGGAAUUUAUUUUCUGGGUCAGGCUGAUGUAAUCUCUAAACUCAACAUGACAGACAGUUUCGCGUUUGGCUCCCUGAUAUCGGCCGUCGAUCCAGUGGCCACCAUUGCCAUUUUCAAUGCACUCCACGUGGACCCUGUGCUCAACAUGCUGGUGUUUGGGGAAAGUAUUCUCAACGAUGCAGUCUCCAUUGUCCUGACCAACACAGCUGAAGGUUUAACAAGAAAAAAUAUGUCAGAUGUCAGUGGGUGGCAAACAUUUUUACAAGCCCUUGACUACUUCCUCAAAAUGUUCUUUGGCUCAGCAGCGCUCGGCACUCUCACUGGCUUAAUUUCUGCAUUAGUGCUAAAGCAUAUUGACUUGAGGAAAACGCCUUCCUUGGAGUUUGGCAUGAUGAUCAUUUUUGCUUAUCUGCCUUAUGGGCUCGCAGAAGGAAUCUCACUCUCAGGCAUCAUGGCCAUCUUGUUCUCAGGCAUCGUGAUGUCGCACUAUACCCACCAUAACCUCUCCCCGGUCACCCAGAUCCUCAUGCAGCAAACCCUACGGACCGUGGCCUUCUUGUGCGAAACAUGUGUGUUUGCAUUUCUUGGCCUGUCCAUUUUUAGUUUCCCUCACAAGUUUGAAAUUUCCUUUGUCAUCUGGUGCAUAGUGCUUGUACUGUUUGGCAGAGCGGUAAACAUUUUCCCUCUUUCCUACCUCCUGAAUUUCUUCCGUGAUCAUAAAAUCACACCGAAGAUGAUGUUCAUCAUGUGGUUUAGUGGCCUGCGGGGGGCCAUCCCCUAUGCCCUGAGUCUGCACCUGGACCUGGAGCCCAUGGAGAAGCGGCAGCUCAUCGGCACCACCACCAUCAUCAUCGUGCUCUUCACCAUCCUGCUGCUGGGCGGCAGCACCAUGCCCCUCAUCCGCCUCGUGGACAUUGAGGAUGCCAAGGCGCGCCGCAGGAGCAAGAAGGACGUCAACCUCAGCAAGACCGAGAAGAUGGGCAACACCAUCGAGUCUGAACACCUGUCGGAGCUCACCGAGGAGGAGUACGAAGCCCACUACAUCAGGCGGCAGGACCUCAAAGGCUUCAUGUGGCUGGACGCCAAGUACCUGAACCCCUUCUUCACACGGAGGCUGACGCAGGAGGACCUCCACCAUGGGCGCAUCCAGAUGAAAACUCUCACCAACAAGUGGUACGAGGAGGUGCGCCAGGGCCCCUCCGGCUCCGAGGACGACGAGCAGGAGCUGCUGUGAUGGGUGCCCAGGCUCCGGGCAGCGGGACGCAGGAUGGGCGUUUGCCGCCCGCACACACCCAGCAGGGGCCUCCCGGAGGUGCGUGCAUUUGGCAGCCUCUUCAGGACAUGAGCGAGGCAAGCAGGGUGAAGUAGAAGCCGCGGAGUCUUCUUAACCUGGAACUUUCUAGGCCUUUGGAGCCAGUUGGCUUCAGAAACGCAUGUCAUCUCCCCACUCCGCACUGAGCCAGCCUCUGCUCUGUGUUGCUUCUCAGCCCCCAGGUCGGCGUGACCACCCAUCCUAGGUGAACACUUCCCUCUGCUUCUGCAGCCAGGUGAGCAGUCAUCUGUCAAGCUGGGUGCCUGCCUGGAGGAGGAGGAGGACUGCUGCCCAGCCUGCUGAGAGGAGCACUUGUUCGCAGUUUGUGCCAUUUGCAAGCCACUGCCUUCAUCACAGCCCCUGCUGGGACGGGCCUCUGUGCUGGCAGGCGGGAGUCAUCAAGGAGCCCCGGCUCAGCAGCAGCAAUUCUGACCUGAGUGGCAGGGCCCAGAAGUCUUGACAACCUCACUCCCCCUUUGUGAUAGCUCUGCACUCCCUGAGAAAGAAAAACCCAGUGACCUUUUUUCCUUUACCUCUAGUUGGCACCUCGCAGCCUGUCUCCCUGGGUGGCAGGCAGCCGCUGCCCUUCUCUGGGCAUAUUCUGAAUGUUUACACUGGUACCUUCUAGUAUCUUCUCUAGAGCCCCACGGGAAGCUGCAAACCUGGGUUUUGGGGGGUGGGGGUGGGAGAGUGAGCCUGGUCUGUGGGGUCAGAGCGCCCUCUAGAGGGAAAAGCUAGAGGUACCGGGUUUGUGCCCCCUGGCACCUUCCGUCUUGAUUCAGUUUAAAUUCCCGCACCCUUACAACAGAGAGCGAGAGCCUAGUAGUUGCCUCCUGCCAUCUGAUUCCCCCCUCACUGCAAGUCCCCUACUCAGUGGUUCUUUUUUAUUUUGUUUUUAUAUGAAGCGCGUCGCCUCAGUUCUGUAAAAUAGAAUGCAAGCUCCCAUCGGUGGCUCUCAUUCGUCAGCCAGCGGCCCCUUUCCCUAGGCUCUGCAACGUGCGCUCGCCAGCUUCCUGCUGCACUUCGCUGCUAACCAGGGCUCUUCCUCUUGCCCCUCUCCCAGUUCCCUACCAUCUUCCCUCCCUUUUGUCACUCAUGCCAGGGUCCCAGCUCCCCAGAGCACUGGGGCAAGGGCCAGAGCAGCAGCACAUGGUCCUCCCACCCCUACUCGGGACCCCAGCAGCCUGGGGUCAGAUGCGCGCAUACUCACCCAGCACCGUUGCUCCGUCCCGACCUCCCAGCCAUCUGCCGUGAUGAGCUGCCAGGAGUUACUGACUCACAUCCUCGCCUCGCCUGUCUUUUAACAAGCCUCAUAACUGCUCAACUCUGCCCACCUGAGGGCCGUUGACAACUUUCAUAUGUGGUUCUGGGUCCCAGUUGGAGUCCUGGAACUCAGCACACCUGGUGGCCUAAUCAUCAGUUGCAUGUCCUUGUUUCUCUGGGGACACAGUGGUCCCGUGUGGGCCAGCAUGGACCCUGGGCUGGUAGCAGGCGCAUUUCCAUGUCUCCUGCCUCAGGCAGCAGCGUGGCCCUGGAUGUUAGGAAGGACUGACCUCAGGACCCUCCAGGAUUCGUGCCAGACAUGAGAGGCCAGGCCCCACCCCUACACCUUGCCUUGCCCCCAAAGUUGUCAGAGCACGCCAGUUGGGCAGGAAGCUGUGAUGUGCUCUUAUUGCAUGAAGAGUAAAUUUUUACUUGAUAGAGCUAAAAUGUGAUCUUUUUAUGAUCUCUCACCUUAACCUCAUAAUUUGAGCCCAUGCCUUGCUUAAUUUUCGCCUCCACCAUUUCCUUUUAGUGGAAAAGACGUGAAAGAGUGGCCAGGUGGGGGCAGGGAUCUGAGACCAGGUUGUUCUCACACCCCAGCUCAGAACUCAUUUACUUUCUCUCCUGAAAUUCGGAGUCUGAUCUCACAGGUGUAAGUGGCAUUGCAAAUUCAGUAACUUGCCAGGAUUUCUUUCUUUCUUUCUCUCUAAUCUUAAAUUCACAUAUUAAGCAAUGAAGAGUCAGAUCUCAGUUUACACUGCCCCUUGUCACCGCUCCAGCUCCGAUGGCCCAACCACAUCACUCUUGGCCUCCCACUUUCAGUGGAGACCUGCCACGCCUUGCUGAUGGUGCUGUAGCAGGAGAGCACUUGGGGCUUGAAGGAGGGGCCCAGGUUUGCAGGGUGGGGUGGGAAACAUUUCCUGGGAGGUACCAGCUACCCCUGGAUCUCCCACGGGCCUCGCCUGCCCCCUGCUGGCUGCGUGCGGGUUUGGCAGCCAGGGAGAGCACUCCUCCCUGUAAGCGAAAGGCCAUGGAAGUCUAUUAUUCUGGUGGAUUUUUUUCAAAUGUUUUUUGCUGAGAAUCAAAAAUUGCUGCUGUCUACCUUUAACAUUCCCAAUAAUUACUUUGGGCAGUAAAUGCAUGGAAGAUACAAAAAUGCAGUUUAUGCCUUUCCACAUGUGUUUCCUUUUCGGUGUAGCCGCAGGACAGGAGAGCCGUAGCCCGUAGGAGGAAGUGCUUUAGGGUGAGCGGCGCUGUGGCGAAGCCGGCUCUUCAGCCCGGGCACUGGGGCUCCCCAGCAGGCUCUGCCAUGUCAGACCACUUCUUGCAAUAAACUGCAUGCGUUCCGCAACUCUGUGGUUGUAGGACCCCUCAGAACAAACACCGCCUGCAACCUGAGCUGUGAGGCCUUUGGGGAAAGGAGCUGGCUGCUCCUCGGGCCACCGAGGUCAAGCUGUGCAGUGGGCUGGGCCCGGGCCAGGCUGAGGGGGGCUCGGUUCCAUCAUCUGAUGCUCACUCAGCCCAGGGCAGAACUGAAGCCCUCGCGCCCCAGGGCAGCCACCCUUUUCACAGUGGGAGUGCCGGCUGGGCCCAGACCUGAGCCAGCCCAGAGAGGCCCUGAUUUGCCCGCAGUUUCCUUUGUGGGCCAUGGAAUGCCGAAAGAGGGGUGAGCAGGGAUCCUUCUCCUCAAAACCCUUGUCAGAGGUGCCAUCAGCAAGGUGUGGCCUUAUGCAGUCUCCAGUCCCUGUUCCCACAGGGGCCCCCACGCUUGGCAGAAUCCUCAGCAGGGCGGCUAAAGCCGGGACCCCACUUCUUUGGAGGGAGGGGGCUGGCCAGUGUGCGGGUGGGGCCUGGGGUGGCUCGGGGCUUCGAACUGCUCCCUGAUUCCAGUAUGAGAAAGAAUCUAGUUAUCGGCUUUGAUUAGGACUUUUAAAUGCAAACAAGAAAAAAUUGUUCCUCCCCCUACUCUUCAAAAUACUGGCAGAUGUCUCCCUGCUGGUUGGUGGGUAGGAAACCAGAUCUGAAACGCUCCGGAUACAGCAGCCAGAAUCACUGAGAAGUAGUUCUUGGGGACCCUCUCCAGGGCCCUAGGGGAGGUGUUUACGUGAAAACGCCACAGUCGGAAGUAAAGGCUUCAGGAGAAUGCGGAGCCACACCCCCUUCCAGUGAGGCUCCUGCGGCUUCUCAGACAUGCAGGUAGAUGUCAGAGACUUCAUGUCAUCAGCCAUGCGACAAAAGAAGGAAGACUCUAACAUCCCCUACCCACCAUCCCACAGUCCCACCCCAGCCAACACAGUCCCACCCCAGCCAACACAGUCCCCGGGGAGGCCGCUCUGCGCAAGCUUGACUGGCUUCAGGGGAGCGCGGCUGGGGGCCCUGUGGCCCGAGACUGCAGCAAAGGUGGUCGUUGGUGGUCAGAACAAGAGUCACUUGCCAGCCCUGCAGGCCCCAUAGCCCCUGCGAGGUCGCACGCAGAGGAGUGGGGGGGACUCCAUAGUGGACAGUGGGCAUGGCUGUGGCUGCUACCAAAGGCUGUCAACGUUUUCUUCAAGCAGGGCUUCUGCAAAGGCUUGAUACUUUCUCAAGGUUAAUCAAAAUCUUGUAUUCUUUUUCAUUUUGUUUGUAAAAGCAGGGUUUUUAAAAGCACUGGUUUUUUGUUUUGCCUUAAGGCCCAUUAGGAAGGCCAGGCUUACUGUUUUGUCUUCCCCAAGUGAGACGUGAGAGGCAUUGCUGGGGCUCUGGCUCCUGAGAAGUGAUUGGCUGCUCUUGGGGGGCUGUGGGUGGGGAGGGAAGGUGGGUCAGAGAUGGGCCCCUGCGGCUGUCAUCUCUUGCACAGAAGAUUCCAGGAUGGAUGGGCAACGGUCACGUCACUGGAUGCUGGAUGCUUGUUUAGAAAUAAAAGUGGCUGCUGCUGAAUCAGA